AUGGAAGUUAACCAUGCUCUCCUAUGGUUGAAUUACUCCGUGUUUCUGAAACAGUUCACUGAUGGAAACGGAGAGGUGGAGCUGAGACUGGACAUCCAAAAGCUUGGCAUAGAGAGUUCAAGAGAUGUUUUUGUUGACGUUGAUGAUACAUCCCUAUUGAUCAGAGCCAAGUCUGACGGGACACUGAGGACUUUGAUGAACGUCCAAACACUGUUUGAUAGGAUUAAGUCUUCUGAGACCAUAUGGUUCAUCGAUGAGGACCAAUUGGUGGUGAAUCUGAAGAAAGUAGAGCAAGAGUUGAAAUGGCCUGACAUAGAUGAAUCAUGGGAAUCCCUCACUUCUGGGAUCACACAGUUGUUGACAGGGAUCAGUGUCCACAUUGUUGGUGAUUCCACAGACAUUAAUGAGGCAGUUGCUAAAGAGAGAGCCGAGGGCAUUGGGUACCUUCCGGUUUGCACAAGUGAGCUGUUAGAGAGCGCCACUCAAAAGUCGAUUGAUACAUGGGUGGCUUCUGAAGGAGCGGACUCGGUAGCUGAAGCAGAAUCUGUUGUCUUGGAAAGCCUUAGCAGCCAUGUCCGCACUGUAGUUGCAACUCUGGGGGGCAAGCAAGGAGCAGCCAGCAGAUUCGACAGAUGGCAGUACCUUCAUUCUGGGUUCACGGUUUGGCUAUCGGUGUCGGACACAAGUGACGAAGCUGCUGCGAGAGAAGAGGCCCGAAGAAGCGUGAGCAGUGGAAGCGUUUCUUACGCGAAGGAGGACGUGGUGGUGAAGCUUGGCGGGUGGGACCCGGAGUACACGCGAGCUGUUGCGCAGGGCUGCCUCGUCGCCCUCAAGCAGCUAACCUUAGCAGACAAGAAGCUGGCAGGUAUGCAUUCACCAGAUAUGAUCGCUGGCUGCGAAAGAUCAGCAGUUACCUUCCAUGAGCAGCAUCUCGCCAAUAACAUCAAGAUGCAGACCCACAUCGUGCAGUACUGA
This is a messenger RNA of Miscanthus lutarioriparius, 975 nucleotides long. NCBI's taxonomy places the organism in Eukaryota, Viridiplantae, Streptophyta, Magnoliopsida, Poales, Poaceae. The record is from the annotation of a GenBank genome assembly.